GAGAGAUCUAGCAAGAGGGUGAAUAAGAAUAAGAGGGAAAGAGAGAAGGAAUUUAUUAAGAAAGUGAGGGGGGACAUUCUCAAGUUCUCCUUUGCCUCCUUAUAUGGUCAAACCAUGACGGUGGAAUCAGUGGGCAAGAGGGGAGUAGGUCAGAACUCAGAAAGAAAGAGAGAAGGAAGAAUGAGAGCGAGAGGAAAGUGGUGAGAAGUGUAGAGGAGAGAGGUAUGCAGCGUCGUGUGCUUGGAACACUGGGGACUUCCAGAGGCAGCCGGCCACACACACACACACACACACACACACACACACAGGUCAGCAGAGUGACAGGCCAAACACAGAGGGAUAACCAGAGGUUUAUCAGGGGCUGGACUGCAGACAGCUGCAAAGCUUGGGAUUCCAGGUGCAAAGAUGACGGAGCGCUAUGACUGCCACUACUGUAAGGAAUCCCUGUUCGGGAAGAAAUACGUCCUGAGAGAGGAGAACCCAUACUGUGUCAAAUGCUACGAGAGCCUGUACUCAAACACCUGUGAGGACUGCAAGAAACCCAUCGGCUGCAACACCAGGGACCUUUCCUAUAAGGACCGCCACUGGCACGAGGAGUGUUUCCAGUGCUUCCAGUGUAAACGCUCUCUGGUGGACAAGCCCUUCUCCACCAAGGAUGACCAGCUGCUCUGCACUGAGUGCUACUCCAAUGAGUACUCCUCCAAGUGCCACGAGUGCAAGAAGACCAUCAUGCCUGGUUCCAGGAAGAUGGAGCAUAAGGGUAACAGCUGGCAUGAGACCUGCUUCACCUGCCAGCGUUGCCAGCAGCCCAUCGGCACCAAGAGCUUCAUCCCCAAGGAGAACCACAACUUCUGUGUGCCCUGCUACGAGAAACAGUUUGCCAUGCAGUGUGUGCACUGCAAGAAGCCCAUCACUACUGGCGGGGUGACCUAUCGCGACCAACCCUGGCAUAAGGACUGCUUCCUUUGCACCGGCUGCAAGCAGCAGCUGUCUGGCCAGCGGUUCACCUCCCGUGACGACUUUGCCUACUGCCUCAACUGUUUCUGCAACCUGUAUGCCAAGAAGUGUGCUUCCUGCACCACCCCCAUCAGCGGUCUGGGUGGCAGUAAGUACAUCUCGUUUGAAGAGCGCCAGUGGCACAAUGACUGCUUCAACUGUAAGAAGUGCUCCGUCUCCCUGGUGGGCCGGGGUUUCCUCACCGAGCGUGACGACAUCCUGUGCCCCGAGUGUGGCAAAGACAUCUGACAGACAUCUGACAGGCAGCGAGUGGCCGACACGUCUGAUUGGAAAUUAACGAAACAACCAGGAAGUAACAACGACCUAUCAGAGCACAACUGAGUAUCACUGUAUAUAUAUAUAUAUAUAUACAUAUACAUAUACACACACACACACACACAGUUAAAGUCGGAAGUUUACAUACAUCUUUGCCUAAUACAUUUAAACUCAGUUUUUUAUAAUUCCUGACAUUUAAAUCCUAGUAAAGAUUCCCUGUCUUAGGUCAGUUAGGUUCACCACUUUAUUUUAAGAAUGUGAAAUGUCAGACUAAUGGUAGAGAGAAUGAUUUAUUUCAGCUUUUAUUUCUAUCAUCACAUUCCAGGUGGUUCAGAAGUUUACAUACACUCAAUUAGUAUUUGGUAGCAUUGCCUUUAAAUUGUUUAACUUGGGUCAAACAUUUCGGGUAGCCUUCCACAAGCUUCCCACAGCAAGUUGGGUGAAUUUUGGCCCAUUCCUCAUGACAGAGCUGGUGUAACUGAGUCAGGUUUGUAGACCUCCUUGCUCUCACACGCUUUUUCAGUUCUGCCCACACAUUCAGUUCUGCCACUCCCAAUACCUUGACUUUAUUGUCCUUAAGCCAUUUUACCACAAUUUUGGAAGUAUUCUUGGGAACAUUGUACAUUUGGAAGACCCAUUUGCGACCAAGCUUUAACUUCUGAUGUCUUGAGAUAUAUCAAUUUUUCCACAUAAUUUCCCUACCUCAUGAUGCCAUCUAUUUUGGGAAGGACACCAGUCCCUCCCUCCUGCAGCAAAGCUGCCACCCCCAUACUUCACGGUUGGAUUGGUGUUCUUCGGUUUGCAAGCCUCCCCCUUUUUCCUCGAAACAUAACAAUGGUCAUUAUGGCCAAACAGUUCUAUUUUUGUUUCAUCAGACCAGAGGACAUUUCUCCCAAAAUUACGAUCUUUGUCCCAAUGUGCAGUUGCAAACCGUAGUCUGGCAUUUUCAUGGCAGUUUUGGAGCAGUGGCUUCUUUCUUGCUGAGCAGCCUUUCAGGUUAUGUCGAUAUAGGACUCGUUUUAAUGUGGAUAUAGAUAAUUUUGUACCUGUUUCCUCCAGCAUCUUCACAAAGUCCUUUGCUUUUGUUCUUGGAUUGAUUUGCACUUUUCACACCAAAGUACGUUCAUCUCUAGGAGAAAGAACGCGUCUCCUUCCUCAGCGGUAUGAUGACUGCGUGGUCCCGUGGUGUUUAUACUUGUGUACUAUUGUUUGUACAGAUGAACGUGGUACCUUCAGGCAUUUGGAAAUGUCUCCCAAGGAUGAACCAGAUUUGUGGAGGUCUAAAAAGAUUGAGGUCUUGGCUGAUUUAUUUUGAUUUUCCCAUGAUGUCAAGCAAAGAGGCACUGAGUUUGAAGGUAGGCCUUGAAAUACAUCCACAGGUACACCUCCAAUUGACUCAAAUGAUGUAAAUUGGCCUAUCAGAAGCUUCUAAAGCCAUGACAUCAUUUUCUGGAAUUUUCCAAGCUGUUUAAGGCACAGUCAACUUAGUGUAUGUAAACUUCUGACCCACUGGAAUUGUAAUACAGUGAAUUGUAAGUGAAAUAAUUUGUCAACAACUGUUGGAAAAUUGUAGUGUCAUGCACAAAGUAGAUGUCCUAACCGACUUGCCAAAACUAUAGUUUGUUGUCAAGAAAUGUGUGGAGUGGUUGAAAAAUGAGUUUUAAUGACUCCAACCUAAGUGUAUGUAAACUUCCGCCUUCAACUGUGUGUAUAUAU
Molecule: messenger RNA, 2988 nt
Organism: Oncorhynchus masou masou (cherry salmon)
Lineage: Eukaryota; Metazoa; Chordata; Actinopteri; Salmoniformes; Salmonidae
Gene: fhl2a
Product: four and a half LIM domains 2a
Exons: 6
Coding region: 406-1245 (279 amino acids)
Cellular component (GO): Z disc; nucleus
Molecular function (GO): transcription coregulator activity
Source: RefSeq, a predicted model, not a curated record